AUGGCGAGGAAAAAGCCACAAAAGUGUUGCAAUGACGAUAUCAAUACUCCCGUUGAUCGAAUAAGCUAUUUUGCCCGAUUCGAUUCUGGGCUACAUCCUGUGCUUUCUCCCAACCAAAUUGGUUGCGACAACAAGCAUUCUAUCUCAGAGGUGGAAGUUCCUAUGGACUAA
Molecule: messenger RNA, 171 nt
Organism: Oldenlandia corymbosa var. corymbosa
Lineage: Eukaryota; Viridiplantae; Streptophyta; Magnoliopsida; Gentianales; Rubiaceae
Source: the annotation of a GenBank genome assembly